Messenger RNA from Rhizophagus irregularis DAOM 181602=DAOM 197198, 1184 nucleotides. Its product is annotated as mitochondrial 54S ribosomal protein mL38. NCBI's taxonomy places the organism in Eukaryota, Fungi, Glomeromycota, Glomeromycetes, Glomerales, Glomeraceae. The record is from RefSeq and is a predicted model, not a curated record.
AUAUAAAAAAAAAAAAUGUUUCUUCUUUCACAUAGAGUACAACGAACUAUUAUAACGAACUCUUUCAAUACAUUAACACGAAUAUUUAAACCACAGGAAUUACAAAUUUCUUUUAUUAAUUUUCGUCAAUUAACUACAAUUAAAAAAAAGAAGGAUCAGGAUUCAUCUCAAAAAGAUUCAGAUAAAAAGUAUAAACCUCCCGCUUUAGGAGUUAACCCUGCUUAUGAUGAAGCACUUAAAUAUAUUUAUGAGGAUAAAGCACAAAAAUAUGAAGAAAUACGAUUAAUUGAUAUAAUGAUAGAAAAAUUAAUGAAAAAUAGAAGAAAUGAACAAUUUGAUCAAGAAUUAAAUGAACUUAAAAAGAAGAAAUAUAAUUUACAAGUUUUAGCCGAAAUAAAUGAUCCAGAAGUUCGAUGGAAUUUUAAAAAUGGUAAAAUUGAUAUGAGUAUACCUGUUUAUCGUCAUUUACGAGAGAAAUAUUGGAGAAAAGAACCUCUUCAUAAAUUGAUGCAACGAAUAACACAAAUGUAUGUUGUUCCUGAUGUAUUCCCUACCUUGUUACCUAUGAUUGAUCUUGAAUUUAAAUUUAAAAAUGAUAUAAUUGAGCCCGGUGUUUUUCUAUUCCCCGCUCAAACAAGAAAAGAACCUACAGUGAUUCUAAACAAUUUUCACGAAGAAACACUUUUAUACACACUUAUCAUGGUUGAUCCAGAUAUGCCUGAUGCAUUGAAUAAAACCUAUCAAACAGAAUGGCAUUGGCUAAUAACUAAUAUUCCUCUUAAUGUAACAAAAUCCGAUAUUUCUGGUGGUGAAGUAAUUUUACCUUAUAUUCCUCCUCAUCCACCUAAAGGAACAAAAUAUCAUCGUUAUACUUUAGCUAUUUUAGAACAACCUAAUAAUCAAAAAAUUAUAAUACCUGAAAAUAUGGGUCGUGUUAAGGAUGUUAGAGAAUUUAUGAGUGAUUAUAAUUUAAAGUUACGUGGUGCUUCUUUUUUCCGUGAAGUUUGGGAUGAAGAAGUUAGCAAAAUUUAUGCUAAUAUUUUAGGUAUCCAUGAACCAAAAUAUGGUAGACAACCAAAGGUUGAUAAAUACUUGGAUGAAACUGGAUCGAAACAACAAAAAUACACAAAUCUUUAGAAUAAAUCAUAUAAUUUAUUUAUCAAAAUAAAGCAAGCAUUUUUAAA